Ipomoea nil (Japanese morning glory) is the source of this 834-nucleotide messenger RNA. RefSeq lists its product as uncharacterized. The transcript has 2 exons. NCBI's taxonomy places the organism in Eukaryota, Viridiplantae, Streptophyta, Magnoliopsida, Solanales, Convolvulaceae. The record is from RefSeq and is a predicted model, not a curated record. The coding region runs from base 1 to 834 and encodes 277 amino acids.
AUGGAUAAUCAACCCCCAAGUUUGAAGAGAUUCUAUCGAGCAAUUGUAGAGGUAUUUGGGGAGCGAUAUCUAAGAGCACCUGAUGCUAAUGAUGUUGCACGGUUGCUUCAAAUUGGCGAAAAAUGUUGUUUUCCAGGGAUGCUUGGGAGUUUAGAUUGCAUGCACUGGACAUGGAAAAAUUGUCCAACUGCCUGGGCUGGACAAUAUGCUGGGAAGAGUAGAGAACUAACUAUUAUUCUUGAAGCUGUAGCCGAUUAUGAUUUGUGGAUUUGGCAUGCACAUUUUGGUAUGCCGGGGUCAAAUAACGACAUUAAUGUGUUGGAGGCAUCUUAUUUGUUUUCAAAUCUUGUAAACGGUAUAGCACCUCCUUGUCAUUAUGUUAUUCAAGGACAACAGUACAACACUGGAUAUUAUUUAGCAAUUGGUAUAUAUCCAAAAUGGUCCACAUUGGUACAAACAAUUCAUGAACCUCGAGGGCCCAAAAAGAAGUUAUUUGCGAUGAUGCAGGAAGCGUGUAGAAAAGACAUAGAACGAGCAUUUGGAGUUGUCCAAUCACGAUUUGUAAUAGUCAAGGGACCGGCAAAUUUUUGGGAUAAAUGUGUAUUGCAUGAUAUAAUGCCAUCUUGCAUUAUAAUGCACAAUAUGAUCAUUGAGGACGAACGUGAUGAGCAAGCAGUUAUACAAGUUUGGAAGGAAGCAUCGACUCUUGAAGUUGAUAUAGCUAGAGAUGAGAAUAUUAUAUUUAAAGAAUUUCUUGCUCGGCAUAGCCAAAUUAAAGAUAAAGAAGCUCAUUAUGCACUCUGUAAUGCAUUGAUUGAGCAUUUGUGGGAAUGA